GCCCAUUCCCAGGUGAGUCGACAGCCCUCACAAAGCCAGAAGCAACAUAAAGGUUUCUUACCUCGCAUCUUCUCCCACUGCAAUAACAGGUGGAAGUGACACACCUGCACACACCUGUGAUAUUCCUGUUGGAGUUUACUCUUCAUCUCUGUCUGUGUCUCUUCAGGCAGGAUGGAGACAUGUAUGAUGAAACCAGAAGUCAAAAAGAAGCCAAACCCACCGAAGCCUCCUCUCAAGCCUUCAGAGAUUAAAAGAAUGGAGCAAGAGAAACUACAGAAAGGAACUCCUCUGGUGCCUCAACGACCUGCAGACGCUGAACUCGGUCAAACACAAUACCGAAAGAGAGGAGCAGCAACAACAAACACUGAGGCGAAUGGGAACUCUAUACAAACUCCUGUGGUUCCACCCAGACCCACAGAAAAGGAACUUAAGGACGCCACCAGAUACAGCCAACGCAAGAGGAUACAGGCUGGGGACACACAGAGCCAACCAGGAGUUAACAAAGAGGAAACCGCCAUUAAGCAGACUGAUCAGUCGGUCCUGACUGGAAUGUUUCGCCGGAGCCAAAAAGAGAAACCGCCUUCGUUCACUAGUUACGUGGCCCCAGACAAAGAGGAAAUCACUGAAGAUCUCCCGGCCAAAAAGACCCUUGGCAGCAAAUCGGCCGGUCUGAAGGGAGUUAUGAAAGGGUUACAGAUCAAGUCGUCACCGAAGGUCAGCAGAGAGCCGAGUCCAGAACCCAGAAGCGAGGAAGCCGGCUCAGAAAAGGAAGAAAAAAACAAGCCCGAAAGAAAUGCCGAAGCUAAACAGGAUAUCGGAGAUAAGAUUGCAGGAAUGUUCCGCAAAACUCCCAAAGAGAAAUCGUCGUCUCCUGCUGUGACGGUCCACAAAGCAGACAGUGAUCCUGAAGAUGAAGAAGAGGAAGAGGAAGAAGCUGAAGAUCAGGAAAAGGGAGGCUUCUUCUCUGGCAUCCAUAGAAAAUCCCACAAAACAACAGACGAGACACCGGCGCAGGACAGUCUGAGCGUUCACAGCGAUCUGUCUGCCAGCAGCGACAGUCUGUCUGAAAACAGCAACAAGGAAAAAGGAGGAAUAUUCAGCGGGAUGUUCAAGAAGUCUCCCAAACAAACAGACGUUGCUCAAACUGACGAGGACCGACAGUCUUUACAUGACGAUCUGUCGGGCAGUAGUGACAAUCUGUCUGAAAAAUCAAAGGAAAAAGGAGGGUUUUUCAGCGGGAUGCUAAGAAAGUCUCCCAAGGUUUCUAGAGAGGGAACACCUGGACAGGGUUCAGAGACGUUACACAGCGAGCUCUCUGCCAGCUCUGACAGCCUGUCGGAGAACAAGGAGAAAGGAGGUUUGUUCAGUGGACUCCUCAGAAAGACCCCCAAAACACCCGGAGAGGAGAAUCUAUCGGCACAGAAAGAUCUUUCAGCCAGCAACGACAGUCUGUCUGAAGCGACCAACACUAAGGUGAAAGGAGGUUUCAGUGGAUUGUUCAAGCGGUCGUCCACACUUGAAGACAGUGCUGCUGCAGAGGAAGAAACACAAUCAAAAAACGAUGAACUCACAGGCAGCAGUGAAGCUCUCAACACUAAGGAAAAAGGAGGAAUAUUUAGUGGAAUAUUCAAGAAAACUCCUAAAUCUGCAGAAGCUGCUCAACCUGAGGAGGACGAGUCUCCUGACAGCGAUCUCUCAGCCAGCACUGAGAAUUUAUCUGGGAACAAACAGGAGAAAGGUGGAAAGUUGUUUGGCGUUCUCCUUAAAAAGACUCCCAAAGCGUCUGGAGAAAAGACAGAAUCUCCGAAAGGAGAGGCUGAGAAAGAGCUGUCUGCCAGCAAUGAUGACCUGUCUGAGAAUAACACACCUAAGGAGAAAAAUAUUUUCAGCAACAUGUUUAAGAAGCCACAGAAACCUGCAGAGGGCGCCGCAGCAGACAAGGACGAGUUGCUCGACAGCGAUCUCUCUGCCAGCACUGAGAAUUUAUCUGGGAACAAACAGGAGAAAGGUGGAAAGUUGUUCGGCGGACUCCUUAAAAAGACUCCCAAAGCGUCCGGAGUGAAGGCAGAGACUCUGGAAGGAGAGGCUAAUAAAGAGCUGUCGGCCAGCAAUGAUGACCUGUCUGAGAAUAACACACCUAAGGAGAAAAAGAUUUUUAGCAACAUGUUUAAGAAGCCACAGAAACCUGCAGAGGGCGCCACAGCAGACAAGGACGAGUUGCUCGACAGCGAUCUCUCUGCCAGCACUGAGAAUUUAUCUGGGAACAAACAGGAGAAAGGUGGAAAGUUGUUCGGCGGUCUCCUUAAAAAGACUCCCAAAGCGUCCGGAGAGAAGGCAGAGACUCUGGAAGGAGAGGCUGAGAAAGAGCUGUCAGCGAGCAAUGAUGACCUGUCUGAGAAUAACACACCUAAGGAGAAAAAUAUUUUUAGCAACAUGUUUAAAAAGCCUCAGAAACCUGCAGAGGGCGCCGCAGCAGACAAGGAGCUGGAGGUGAACUCAGAAAAACUGUUAUCUGGUAGCUGUGAGAAUCUGGAGGACACCCCCGCCCCAAAGGAGAAAAAAGGAGGCCUGGCUGGCAUCUUCAAAAGAUCAGGGAGCAUCGACAACCUGUUUGACGAGGAGAAAGGCGGGCUGUUCGGUGGUCUUCUUAAGAAACCCCCCAAAGUGUCUGGAGACGAGGCGACAGCAGAGGACAAGGACGACCAGAAGGAGCUGUCAGCGAGUAAUGACAGUCUGUUUGAAACAACAACACAAAGGUACUUGUUUUUCUGUUUUCAGGAGAAAAAUAUUUUCAGUGGCAUGUUUAAAAAGACUCCUAAACCAUCAGAGGGGACGAUAACAGACGAGGAAUUUAUCGAGGAUACGAAGUUAUCAGACAGUUGUGAAAAUCUUUUAGAAGCAAACAAAGCAAAGGAGAAGACAGGAGGACUGGCAGGGAUCUUCAAGAAGUCUCCAAAACCGUCUCCACGCCUACUCGCUGCGAAGGAUCCUCUCAAGGACACAAGCGAUCUUUACGGCAGCUGCGACAGCCUGCCAGGAUACGGAGAGGAUGAUCUUUCAGCACUCGGUGAAUGGUCCAACAGUAACGAUAAUCUUAUUGAAACCACAAAGGAGAAAAAAGGAGGGUUCGCUGGAAUAUUCAGGAGGACGCCCAAAACAAUUGAACAACAGGACAGUGAGGACUUGGAGGCACCGACAGGAGGCAUCGGGCUGAGGCGCAGGAAAACCAUCAAGAAGAAAAAAAGAAAAGCCUCAGGAGCACCAGGAGUGUUAGCAGCUAUUCUUCACUGUGGUUUAGAUGUUAUAUCAUGA
Messenger RNA from Trematomus bernacchii (emerald rockcod), 3312 nucleotides. RefSeq lists its product as uncharacterized. The transcript is spliced from 49 exons. Lineage: Eukaryota; Metazoa; Chordata; Actinopteri; Perciformes; Nototheniidae. The record is from RefSeq and is a predicted model, not a curated record. The coding region runs from base 172 to 3312 and encodes 1046 amino acids.